Molecule: messenger RNA, 1245 nt
Organism: Lasiodiplodia theobromae
Lineage: Eukaryota; Fungi; Ascomycota; Dothideomycetes; Botryosphaeriales; Botryosphaeriaceae
Exons: 1
Coding region: 1-1245 (414 amino acids)
Source: RefSeq, a predicted model, not a curated record
AUGCCCGUUACCCUGAAAGUCGCAGACCAUAGCGCAGCUGGGUGGAAGAGCGCAGGAAUCACGUCGACCGAGGGGCUCCUCAAGGAAUCAUGCCCCAAAGAGUUCGCCAAAAGCGAGAGGAUAAUCCAGAGCUCCUUCAGCCCUGCAAAGCUGCGCGAGAACCACGUCUCAGCGUCGCGCAACGGCUUCUUCUGGACGGCGUACCACGCCUACAGCAACCACCACCACCUGGUCAUCCGGCCGGAGGACGUGUGGUUCUCGAUCCUCAACCAGCUCAGCUUCUUCAUCAACGCCAACGCCGAGCAGCUGCGCUCGUUCUUCGUCGCGCACGAGGGCAAGAAGACGCUCGAAGUCGUGUCGGCCGGCACCGAGGGCACCGUCGACUUCGGCGCGCUGGCGCAGUGCAUGACGCACCUGAUCGCGAAGAACGUCGUCGAUCCCGAUCUACGGACGUGGGUCAUGCCGGCCUUCAGCACGACGACCGAGGAGGACAGGGUCGUCGGCUCCAUCCUGUUCAUGGGCGCCAUGCAGAAGUACUUUGAGUUCAAGAUGACCCUCGCCUGCGGCAUCCCCUCCGUCACGCUCCUCGGCGAAAUCGCCGACUGGCAGGACAUCCUCGCGCGCCUCGACAAGCUCGAUCAACUAGGCGAGGAACCCACCCGCUUCGCAGAGCUGCUGCGGCCCGUCCUGCGCCGCAUGAUCCGCUCGUUCGAGGAACCCACGGCGCCCGACGUCGUCGACUUCUGGAACGCCAUCGCCCACUACAACCGCGAGUUCAGUGGGACCGACUACAUCUCCGGCUGGCUGCCGGCCUUUUGCUUCUGGGACGAGGAGGGCAGGGCGAAGGGGGUGAGGCACCGCAGCUGGGCGGCCGAGCCGGGCGUGUACGCGCUCGAUGGCGUCGAGUAUCACACCGUCGACACGGACGCCGUGCCCGCCGGCUUCUCGAGCGUGCCCGUCAUGUUGGAUGAUAACGGGAAGCAGUUCGAGACGACCAUGGUGGCCGGAUCGGUGGGGAUUCGGGCUUUCGGGCGGGGGCAGGAGGAGGGACAGGCUGCCGGCGCCGAGGAGCAGCGGGAUACUGUGCAGCCGUUGAGCGGUUGGUGGAUGUAUAAGAACAGGAAAGGGGAAGAAGGAGGAAGAGAGGAAGAGGGCGGUGAGGAGUAUACGGUUGAGGUCGAGACUGUCCGUACGGAGCCAGAUCCGGUUCAGAUAAUUGAGGUACCUGAGCCGGCGCCGGCGUAA